AUGUCCCACAUUUUGAUUUUGCUUGUGAUUCGCCACGAGGAGUAUCUACGCGAGUGUUUUGGCGCAGUUGGUGGUUCCGGAUUAAUCGGCCGCGUUGUUGUUGAUCAUUUCAUCGCGGCAGGAGCGAAAGUUUCAUCUCUCGACAUUGCCUAUCCCAGCGACGCUCAAGCACACGCUACACAAACAAAUCUCGUCACAAUACACUGCGAUGUGGCCAGCGAGGAAUCUAUACAACAGGCCUUCGCAACAGCAAUCCAGAUCUAUGGGCCCGUUGAGAUCUGUAUAGCGCUAGCGUCUCUUGACCUCUCAGUUCUGGAGCCAUCGUCGUUCGCUGAUGCGUCCUUUGCCCAGUUACGCCGUGUACUUGAUGUCAAUGUGGCAGGCACAUGGUUGACAGCACGAGAAUGGAUUCGUGGGUUACGUCAGGCAAAACGAGACAGCAAGCCACUGAACCAUCCAAACUUGGUCAUCAUCGGAAGUGAGAGUGGUCAUUUUGGGGAACGGCAGAACGCAGAGUACAGCCUGGGAAAGAGUGCAGUACAAGGUGGCCUGCUGAUGAGCUUGAGAGCCGAAGUACCAAGGCAGUGGCAAGGCGCUCGUGUCAAUGUUGUUGCCCCGGGACCGGUACAGACGGAGAGAUGGUUUGAAGAGUGCAAGUCUAAUCCAGACCAGUACUACUUCGAGGCUCAAGCCACGACUGCGCUAUGUGAGCCAGUUCCUGUCAAAGCUGUCGCAAUGUCCAUUCUCGCUGUGGCCAGUCACAACUUCAGCAGCCACGUCCACGGUCAAAUCCUAAAUGUAGAUGGCGGCAAACAGGGAAAAGUGGUGUGGACGAGGGACGAGGUAGUUUGACCCCUGGAACACAUACAAUUCGAUCGGCACGCUCUUCCGUGCUGAUACCCAUCAUUGUUGAUUACUUUGUAGACGUCACCUUUAGACGUUACCGGCCAAAAAAAAUUGCACUACAUCAAAUAGACUGCACACAUGAAUACUUACAUCUAUCAUGAUUUGACAGGAAGCAUUGGCAUGUUGCUUGCUUAGCCACAAGGCAUCAAUCAUCUACACACUUAGCGUAAACUCGGAUCACGGACGGAGUUUGAUAGAGGGUCGCGCGGCU
This is a messenger RNA of Dothidotthia symphoricarpi CBS 119687, 1117 nucleotides long. Its product is annotated as NAD(P)-binding protein. Lineage: Eukaryota; Fungi; Ascomycota; Dothideomycetes; Pleosporales; Dothidotthiaceae. The record is from RefSeq and is a predicted model, not a curated record. The coding region runs from base 1 to 852 and encodes 283 amino acids. The transcript has 3 exons.